AUGACAGAAGAUAACUAUGCGUUUAGAGUAAAGACUUUGAAUGAGGAACAACUACAGUUUCUAAAAAUUGUUUGGUUACAUCUGCUGAAAUUCUGGGGAAUCAAAGUGGAUGAAAGGCCUUUACUAAAUGACUCGGGAUGUAGUGGGAGGAAGAGAGCUACCAGUCUGGCAGCCCAUGAAUUAAAAACAAACAGACCCAGAUCGAGGUCAACUAUAUUCAAGAUUCAUUCCUCGGUGGAGGAAAAUGAAGGAGAGGGUAUAUCUGAUUUUGAGCUCCAUGAAGCACUCAAAAACUCAAACCCAGAUGAUACUAGAGAAGAAUUCUGGAAUAUGAUUAGGGCUGAUUUUCCAGAUAGCUUGUUGCUCCGUUUCAUCAGAGCAAGAAAAUGGGACUUAAAUAAAUCCAUGACAAUGAUCUCUAAUACACUUGAUUGGAGGGUAAACGACUCCAAGGUUGAUAAGAUAAUCUAUGAAGGUGAAAGAGCAGCCUAUGAUGGUACAAUGCCUGGCUUCUACAAAAAUUUAGAAUUACAGAAAGCUGUUAUUUGUGGUAAGGACAAGGAAGGAAGACCAAUUGUUUGUGUUAGACCGAAGUUACAUCAUUCAAAGGAUCAAUCACUUGAGGAGAUGCAGCGCUACUCAUUGUUGAUAAUUGAACAAGCCAGAUUGUUCUUGAAAGAUCCAGUAGAUACAGCAACUGUUAUCUUUGAUCUAUCAGGUUUUUCUAUGUCCAACAUGGACUAUGCACCAGUGCAAUUUUUAAUAUCCUGUUUUGAGGCUCAUUAUCCUGAAUGUUUGGGUAAGUUAUAUAUUCAUAAGGCCCCUUGGAUUUUUUCUCCCAUCUGGAAGAUAAUUAGAAAAUGGCUUGACCCUGUGGUAGCUUCAAAGAUUGUCUUCACUAAAUCGUCAAAUGAUUUGAAGGAGUUUAUUGCGUGCGACCAAUUACCGGAAUAUUUAGAAGGUAGUAAUCCGAUUAAUCUUGAUACUUAUCAAGAAAUAGCUGCAGAUCAUGACAAUCAAAUGGAAGAUGUGGACACUAAAAAUAGAUUAUUAUCUGAACGAGAACUCAUUAUAAAACAAUUUGUUGAUACAACAAUCAAGUGGAUUGAAUCAUCAAAUGCUACUGAAUCCCAAAAUCUUCUGUACUCAAGAAUAGCAUUAGGAAGGCAAUUGACAGCAAAUUAUUGUGAACUUGACCCAUACAUUCGUUCAAGAUCUAGAUACGAUAUAGACGGAAGUUUGGUUGUAUAA
Molecule: messenger RNA, 1251 nt
Organism: Nakaseomyces glabratus
Lineage: Eukaryota; Fungi; Ascomycota; Saccharomycetes; Saccharomycetales; Saccharomycetaceae
Product: CRAL-TRIO domain-containing protein
Source: RefSeq, a predicted model, not a curated record